This is a messenger RNA of Symbiodinium sp. CCMP2592, 1638 nucleotides long. The record is from the annotation of a GenBank genome assembly. NCBI's taxonomy places the organism in Eukaryota, Dinophyceae, Suessiales, Symbiodiniaceae.
AUGGACUGGCACUGGACCGACUCGGGCAAGUUUGGCAAAGAGCCUUGGCUGCGCUGGCCGGCUUUCCGCUCCGCGCUCUUGCAGCUCCGGGUGGUCAGCCAGGCAAGUCACUUGUACAAGUGGCUCGGAGAAGCGGAUCUUGCCGAUGCCUGCUGCCAGUGUGGCCUGCAGCUGAUAUCGCAGAGGCUUUGUGGAGACCAUCGUUGGAAGCUGCGGUUCCUAUGCAUGCGAGCAAGGUCUGCCAUGGCUCAAUCGGCUCGUGUGCCCGACAUGGCCGGCUUGAAGGAUGCAAAAGCGCCGGAACUGGAGAGGCUGCUCGCAGAGAUCGACGCGCUCUGGAACGGGAAGAUGCAGGCGUCUGCAAAGAUGGGCAAAGAGGCUGCAGUGCCCUGGGAAUGCCUGGAGUUGUGGGCCGAGGCUGGAACCAUGGCUGUCCCUUGUUGGCGGGGCUUUCCGGAACUCGGUCGCUCUUGGAAGCUUCGUCUAACGGCGCUUGCGGCACAGCGUCGAAGAUGUCCACAAGCUUGGGCAGCGCACAUUGAUGGGCUGCUUUCUUGGAUGCGGGCAAUGCCUGACAAGCCACUGCCUCACUUGGGCCAGAUGCUGCUGACGGUGGCGCAAGUCUUCUUCGAUGAAGCAAUUGAGGGCGGGCACAACUCGAUUGAUGCCGCCACUUGCGAUGAACUGCUGGCUGUGCUGUCGUCUUGCCAGCGGGAUCUCAUUCGCAGCGAGAGCUGCCCGUUGCUGGAACCCCACCAAGAAGAGGCUGUUGUCUUGGCUGCCAAGGAUGGCUCGUCCUCGUCGGCCAAGCUCGUGGCAGUCUUCUACCUGGUCACCGGAGCCUUUCGAGAUGCUCUCCUGGCGGGUGACAGCAUGACUCUGCGGUCUUCGGCGCAGCUCCUCCUGCGGGCGGCAGAAGUGUCGAAGAGCAAGGCAGCUGCUCUCCAAAAAGAUGAGAAGGUGACAAGCACGGACAGCUGCCAGAGCCGCUCACGCAGCCCUCGGCGUAACAUGCCCGAUGGUAUCUUGAGCUCUUCUUGGACUCGAGAAUACUGGUCCCUGUGCAAGCAGGUCGUUCCGCUGUGCUCGGCCGUGUCUCUCCUCUUCCUCACGGAGCUUCGCUCCAUGCAGCGGGUCGUGGAAUCGCUCGGCGAUGCCAGAAUGGCGCAGUACUUCUUCAGCGAGCCGCACAAGGAGCUGCAGCCCUCCGUUGAGGUAGCCAAGCUCUCGUCCGGAGAGUGGCUGAAGGAGGUGAGGGGCGACCUCUCCCUUGCCUGGCUGCAGGUGGACUGGCAGGGCCCCCUGUUGCGGAUCACACGUUCGCUGGACAGUGGUCUCGGGCCGGCCAGUCACUCGCAGCUCGUGUCCCAGCAGGUUCUUGUUCCGCACGGUCUGCUCCCGUGCCUGCAGGAGGAGCUCCGCAGCCUCCAUGCGCUCAACGGCCAAAAGAUCCGCGAGCUUUGGCAGAGGGACGACAAGGGCUCCGAGGCUGUUCGGCGCGAGUUCUGGAACAGCCGCAAACGCUUCGACGCCGAGCUAGGGCGGAUCGCAGAGAAAGUGGAGCAGGCACACCGAAGCCCAAGCGAACCCUCAACCCUGCACCCCGUAAUCCCACAACCCCAAAGCUGUGAAACUUAG